AUGGCCGAUGAUGACGAUAGCGAAGAAGAAAAUGGAAACUUGUCUUGUGGCAUUUCUUCCACUCUCAAUUAUGCUGAAGCUGAGGCUAUCGAGGUUCCUAUGGGAGAGCACAUCAUCAUGGGCUCUAAACCCGAUCAGAAGCUGGGGCGUCGUCAAGACAUCAUUCAAUUUGAUGACAAAAAGGCCAAUGAUGAGACUAUACCAGAAUGCUCUCCAACUGGAGGACACGCGACAUACCACAUGUCGCCAAGAUGGAAGUCAACCGGUUGGGUCCGUUGGCUUACCGGAAAUUGGGGUAAUCAGUCGACAAUAAGAAGAGAAUUGACGAAUAAAAGUAGAGAGGAGGCCGCUGAGGAGAAAUGUUGGAGGGAAGAAUUGCGAUACGAGGACGAUGAGAAUUUGUUACCGAUAUGGGAAGCGAGCAUUAACGUCGAAUUGAUCGAGUAUGUGUAG
Molecule: messenger RNA, 453 nt
Organism: Trichoderma harzianum CBS 226.95
Lineage: Eukaryota; Fungi; Ascomycota; Sordariomycetes; Hypocreales; Hypocreaceae
Exons: 4
Coding region: 1-453 (150 amino acids)
Source: RefSeq, a predicted model, not a curated record